This is a messenger RNA of Diprion similis, 7613 nucleotides long. RefSeq names its product myocardin-related transcription factor A-like. The transcript is spliced from 14 exons. Bases 1202 to 4945 code for a protein of 1247 amino acids. The record is from RefSeq and is a predicted model, not a curated record. NCBI's taxonomy places the organism in Eukaryota, Metazoa, Arthropoda, Insecta, Hymenoptera, Diprionidae.
GGGGACUGAACUCAUACUGCAAAAUAAUUGACAACAUUAUUCAAUUUGCUCGUCGGAGUUGUUCGGGACCGAGUGGCUGACUCGGUGGCUGGGUGGACUGGUGGCAGACCACCUGUCAGACCAAGACCUCAAAGUCGCGUGGUGCGGACUGCGGGGAUAACGGAAUACACGGAGACGAUAUUGAACAAGGAUCGCAAGCAGUUAAGGCUCGAGGUGGAGCGGAAUGUCUCUAGUAGUUUGAAUCAGCUCGGGUGGGGAAAACACUGACAACUGUUGCUUCUCAGCUUCGGUUUCGUUCUCAACCGUACCUACCCAACGUCUGUUGGGACUAUAUUGUGAUUCCUGGCUAAUGAUAUGUAAGGUUCAAUAUGGCCGGUGUCGAGGCCGUCGUCCAAGUGUGAGCAACGAAAGUGGAUAACGAAUUUAAACGAAGAAUAAGAAGAAUUAAUUUUUUAAUUUAAAUUACGAACGAACUACGACUUAUCAUUCCCAGCGAGAAAAACAGCAUUCCCUUUAAAGAAAUUUUCAAAUGAAGAAGAAGAAGUAACCGGACUGUAAUCUUUCAAACGAGAUAUCUUGCACCAGGACUGAAAGGUAUAAAAGAGGAUGAAUGGGUUGCAGAGUCGUCGAGGAGAAUUAACAAGUUAUUGAAAAAUUGUAAAUAAAUAAUGCUCACAGACAGAGAGGACCACUAUUAUACAGCCAGUCGAAUUAAACUAGCCAAUUAAGACUUCCUAAAUAAACUUUAAAGCACGAACGCUUUCGACAGCUCCUUGCUAACUUAUAGAUAAACAACGCAAAAGAAUUUUUUAUUCCAACAGCUCGACUUAGUUAUUCUUUCCUAAAUUUCUCGACCAUUGAUGAACAAGCCCGUAAUAAACGGAUGUUAUUUGUUCAUCACAGAACUCUCCGAGAGGAUGGAAAAAUAAAUAUCGCCGAAUAGUUAAACAUUCGAACGAUUCGACGUUGACGCUAUAAGUGAAACUUACUUAAUCUACUCAGAGUUGUUUUAAUCACGAGAACAUUGUUCUGGUGAGGAUCAAAAGUUGGGUACGUUAUUUUGCUAAACGGAGUUCCUGAUGUACCUAAUGCAGUGACGAUUGAUGUUCAGGGCAGUUAAACUAAGAGUGAAGUGAAAUUGUUGAAGAGGGGGAGGUACACCGACGAUGGAAUAUCGGUGAGGUCACCAGGUCAUCACAGAAUGCCUGAGCCGAGGGCGAAACGCUGCAAACACUGUGACGAGUCUAGCCACAGGUUGGACAGCGGCUCUCCUUUUUGGAGGAUACAACUGGAUCAAGACCUCCUCGAUACCAUCAGUGCCAUCUACCCCGAGUGGUUCAAGGAUUAUACGGGCAGCAGAGCGACGGGUUCGUCCUCGAGCGGCUCAUCGUCACAGCUGACGAACGGUACCACGACGGCAGCCGCCGGUACCACCUCGCAACAACAACAACCCCACAAAACCGCAAAGAACGGUAACAAAUCCAAGUCAAAGAAUAAGAAGACAGAAGGAGUUAAGGAAAAAGACAAGGACGCUAAAGUUGAGAAGAAAGUAAAACGGGACGGCAAAGAGGAGAGGGGGGAGCGCUCGGUGGAGGGUGGAAACGGUAAGAAGCAACAAAAACAGCUUCACCACCAGCAGCAGCAGCAGGAGCAGGAGAAAAUAUUGGAAGCAGCGGUGGAAGCGGUGACAUCCGCAGCAGGGAAAACAGGACCGUCGGGACCGGGCUGCACGGGGAUGGCAGAGGGCAGCCAAUCGCCGCCAAAGGCGGAGGUCGACGACUCUCCGCUUCAACACGCCAUGGACCGCAACAAGGAGUCGUUGAAGGUGAAGCUGAUGCUGAGGCGGCCUAUAAACCAGCUGGUCGCCCAGGGUAUCAUGCCACCUCUCAAAACACCGCCGGCCUUCCACGAGCAGCGAAAGCAGUUGGAAAGAGCGAAAACCGGGGACCUUCUCAAGGCGAAAAUUCAGCAGAGACCCGGCCGGGAGGAGCUGGUAAGGCAGCACAUCCUCGAAGAUGUUGGACACGUGGACCCGAGCCUCGCUGAGAGACAGCGAAUGCUCAAGAAGGCGAGACUGGCCGAUCAACUCAACGACCAGCUCAGCCAUCGACCCGGUCCAUUGGAGCUUAUACAGAAGAACAUCCUUCACACGGAAGAACCGAUCGAAAGAGCGGUCAAAGAGGGUCACAUCCCCUUCAAAGCGACGUGCGAGGGUCAAGUAACGAAACCGCAGCAUCCGGACCACUACAUCACCUUUGAGGAUGACUCCCAAAGUUCGGAAGGCGCUCCUUCGCCCCAACUCGACGCCCGCACCGACGUCCUCGAGACCGCAGCGGCGUCCGCGGGUAUCGUUACCGUCUCUUUGAGCAUCCCCACAACCGGCGGCGCGGUGGUGGUCACCUCGACGUCCCCCGUUUUUCAGCAAGCUGCUAAUACGGAACCGACGAUACAAACCUUCGCCGAUCUCUGCAGCAGCGUCGUCGGGACCCAACAGCAGCAACAGAGUCAGCAGGGUCAGCAGCAUGCGUCGACGCAGGCUAGUCAAACGGCUGUGCCGACGACUACGCUUCUUCCCCUGGCGCCGGCGCCGAGUCCAAUGUCUCUUGGAUCCACAACCUCCAGUCUAAGUCCGCUAUCGAACAUCUCGAUCGCUUCACCCCCGGCGCCUCCUCCAGCUGCCAUAACGCCGAGGCCCCAGCCUAGUCCCAUCGCGGCCUCGACGUGCCAAAGAAGUGACGCUCCUGGCAAGGAUAAGAACAGGAAAAAAUCAAAGACCAAAAGCCAGCCGAAGACUCGUACCAUCAAAUUUCACGAAUACAAGGGUCCGCCCAAUGCGCAAAAGUCUUCGGUGUCGUCUGCCGCCGCGGCGCUAAGCUCCGCGACGCCCGGCGAGACGAGCUACGAGCUGCUCCUACAACAGCAGCAGCUCUUCCUGCAGUGGCAGCUCGAAUGGCAGCACAAGUACCCGCAAAUCAUACUGCCAGCUGCCCAGAAGCCACUGUCGUUGACGAGUAGCGGAGCCAGUGACGCGGGAAGCGUAAGCGGAGGUAGCGUUAACGCUCCCAGCCCUGCGCCGUCUAAUGCGUCGACGAAUCCUUCGGAGCAACCGCCGUUGAGGCCUUUGGGAAAGCUGGAAGACAUGAAAGUGAGCGACCUCAAGGUGGAGUUGAAACGCCGCAACCUGCCCGUGUCGGGAUCAAAACCUCAGCUAAUCGAGCGGUUGAAACCCUUCACGGAAUCAUCUAGCGUCAACUCAACAUCUAAUUCAAACGGCCCUCACGUCACACAUAUGGGACACAUCCUGAUGGACACCCCGGGCCCGAUGACGUCAGACGAAUCAAGUUCUCACGCAAAAAGUCCGGGAUCCCCGAUCAAGGAUGAACCAAAUAGCCCAAGAAUGGAUUCGCCGCCUGGGAGUGAACACGACGAUCCGUCGAGUCCACCAGGCGACGACAUCAUCAAAGAACAGCGUAGGCGAAUCGAGGAACUCCAGCGAGAAUUAUACAAGUCCCAACAGCAGCUGCAACAGAUUAAACAAACACAGCCAGCUGUGCGGGCUGAGAAACUUGUUCUUCAACAGCACAUACAGAACAAGAUGCAGCAGCAACAGCUCGCUCUCCACCUCCAACAGCUGCAACAUCUCCAGCAACAACAGCAAAGUCAGCAACAACAGCACCAGCAACAACAAAACCAACAGAGUCAGCAACAGACGCAACAGCAACACGCCACUUUCCAACAGCUCAAUGCUAAAGCCAGCCUAGCAGCCUUCCUUCAAGCACAGCCCAACAACACAGCUGCCAUUCUAGAUUCUGCAACCUUGACAGCAAUCAACAACAAAAAGAAUCAAGCCAAAAACAACGCCACCGUUCAAUUACCAACCGCGAUCGUUCUUAAUUUAGCUAAACCCACUAAGUUGAACGGUUCUUUGAUCGGCGCUUUAGUUGCUCAGGCCCAGGCGCAAGCGCAAGCUCAGCAACAGCAGCAACAGCAACAGCAACAGCAACAGCAGCAGCAGCAGCAGCAGCACCAGAAUAUUAAUACUGAAGAGAGCAAACCACCUCCACCCCAAUACGAUGAAGCCGCUAAGUUGCUCAAGGUGAAAAUCGAACCCGUACAGCAAAAAAGUCAUAUUAAAAGCCAGGUCGUCGACGACGUAUUGGAAAUUCUUAUUAAAAACGGUGAGCUACCACCCAGCGCUGCUCAGGAUCCUGCAACGCCGACGACUCCGAAUCGGCAGUUGCCUCAAAACCUGGUCUUCACAGCGCCGGCCGAUAGCCCCACACAAUCUAUCGUUUUCACAGCUACGAGUCCCAUUAGCCCAAUCAGUCCGAUAGCUAUGGAGGUCUCGCAAAGUAGCUGCCCAUCGCCACCUGCUCCGCCUCCCCCUCCCCCACCACCCCUGCCGCUAGCAACAUUCUCCGUACAAUUACCGACUACACUGCAACAGGAGGAAAUCCCAUCGUUCAGCGCUGACCUUCUCACGUCUGGGACAGAACUCGACGCGGCAAUGUUACUCAGCCCUCAAUCUGUGCAGCAAGGUUCUCCGGAUCCGCAGCCCCCGCAGGAAGUAACUUCGUCGGAUAAUGCUAAUCUGGACUUGAAGGAAUUGGGUCUUGAUCUGGAAACUUUGGAUCCGAUGGAUUUUGGACCACUGGACUGUGAUCUCGGUGUGAAAAUGGAAACUCCGCAGGAGCUGAUGGAUAUCGGUGACAUGCCCAUGGAUAUGGAUGACCCGGAUUGGCUAGAUUCCCUGAUGCCUCAGUCUCCGGUAACCAGUAUUCAUCAUCCAACACCACCACCUACUCAGUCUUCAGCGCCUGACCUCUACGAUCCAUUGUUUGCGAAUAGUCAGGACCCCUUUGAUCUCUUUAACAUGGAAGAUUCCGACUUCAAAAUGUCUGCCGAUCUUUCGUUGACCUGGGAUAAGGGUGACUUUGCUACCUAGCAAGAAAUCUGCCUCUGGGAAUCGGCUUUGUGUACUUAAAAGUGAACAAUUCUCUCGAAAUAAGGCUGGUGUCUUUUAAAAUUCUAGCGCGUUUCGGAAAGUUUGUCGUAAAACGAAUCAUUUGAACGAUUACCGCGGCCGCUCGUCUGUCUAGACCUUGCAAGAUUGAUUUAUUAUUAAUUUUCAUAUUUCCGCCAUGAAGCUAUCGGCAAUAUUUCGAAUUAGCCACAAGCGAGUUGGUAAUUUGGAGGGGGGUUGAAAUGUUCGAUAAUAAAUUGUGUGAUCCAGAGUAAACCUGAAAAUAUAUCGGUACAAAAAAAUAUACGCGUUACGCUAGUAGACGAGUGGGGAAUGACCCAAAACAUCCUGUAAAUGUAACCAAACUUUGCGUAACGAACUUUUCACAUGAAAUGCGCUGAGCAUACCUGAUUAAUUAGUUUAGCUUAAGCUAAAAGUAUACUUAACACGUGAAGAGCUUAAGUGGAACUUAUCACUUAUAAUAAACAAGUACGAAUAGAUCCAUUUAUAAAUUAACGAGGUAAUUUACAACCAACAGAGCCUUAUCUUUGAAUUUUAUCAAAACUAGAAACGUUGUUUUCUACGUAGAUAAACAUCAUGCAAUUAAAGUUGUGACUCUGACUAAACAAUGGCAAGGAUCCAAGUUUGACGAGAUGAAAAAAGAUAUUAAAACUGUACUGAAUGAAUCAUGAAGCGAAGCAGUACCGAAAGAGCAAUGAUUGAAUACGUUCUUAUUCGAUAACUGUUCGCAAUGGAACUUUGAUACACUUACGAAAUGUUUAUCAAUGAUUCCAAAAUUCUCCAAAGAGUCCUUUAAAACAUUUUAGCUAGCUCUACUACCCAGUUCUAUACUAUCCUACGUCGUGUGCUGCUUGACUUUUAACUGCAGAUAGCGUGUGUGCUAAAACUACAUAUUGAAUAUAGCGUCGUCUGAACUUUACCAUAAUCGUAAUAUAACCGCAUAAUAUAAAGAAUUAAUAUAAUAUUAUAAUUAUAAUAUAAUGUAAAAUAUACAUAAAUCAUAUCUGUCUGUAGCCAAAAGCCAUCUAUUUCAGCGCUAAUUUCGCAGAUUGAUUUCUAAAAUUUUUGUUCAAUACGUCAAAUCAAAGUUAUUGUAAGCGAAAGAAACGGAUAUACCUAGUUUUCAAAUUUUAGGCUAACUACCAUCUUUUAACACUAUAAAAAAAAAUACCACUGUCAGUAAUUGAAAAUCCGUAUUUUCUUCGUCUUUCCUGGUUUUUCCCUGAAAUUAUGAUACAACGAGCCUAGAUUGAUGAUGGCUUUUAGGUGCAGAUACGUAUUGCUAAGCCAGAGCAUGUGAUGUUAGGAAAUACAUACGUAUAUUAUAACCAAUAGUAACCCCCCUGCGAGAGUGCGAUGCGGCUAGUAUUUUCGUAUUUUGUCGUUUUGUGACAUUCCAUGUUUUCAAACUCAAACGAACGAGAAAGACGCCAGUAGAAAAAGGCGUCACGACGCGAAAAUCGAGAUGCGUCGCCUGUCUGGUGAUCAUGCAAACGAUCGAAUAAGUGACGGACUGACUGACUGACUGACUGAAUGAAUGAGUGAACCAUCGGGUGAAUGAAUAAAUGUGUAAGUGAUAAAAGUAUGGAAAUAAUAAAGUAUAUUUGGAGUGAGUUACGGUGCUACUAAAUACUAACUAAUUAGGCGUGCAUAGAGCCAAAUUUGGCGAAAUAUGCGUUAGGAAUAUUUUUUAAAAAUAUCUUUUACAAAGAUAAUUGAAUACAGCAACGUAAUGUACACACGAUUGUGUACUAUUGAACGUCAUUGUGGGUGAUGGCAGCUGAACCUUGUAAUCUGCCGAUCAUUAAAGCAAAUAACCAAUCGAACAGCGGCGCUUUGGGAAUUCAAAGGAAGCUCUAAUCAAGCACAGCUCGUUGGGUAAAACUUAACGCAAACAUUCUCAAUAUCAAAGAAACAGCCAAAAGCAACAUUCCAAACAUUCAUAUACAGUCAGCCCAGCGGCUUCAGGCGGUGAGGGACGCCAUGUUCCGGCAAAGUCACGAAAUGAACCAAUUUCACAUGCUUGUGUUUGGAGAAAUCAAAAACACAGGUUUGCAUCUAAUUGUGUAAAUUUGGAAAGAAAAUUGAAAAAAAUAAUUGUCCAGUAAUUAAAAGUCAGAUUCAUCUCAAAAUGUUGUCGCAUUAAUAAGAAAUACUUGAAAAAAAUAAAUCUCGUCCGGGAGUUAAAGUUGAAACAAACAAAAUAAUAAAAUUACAUUGGAACAUGGUACAGCCUUGGAACCGAAAGUGCCAAACCCACCCUUGCCACUACAUCGACAUCGCCUCAUUACUCAUCACCACACGUUGCCAUGACAAUAAGCGUUUAUUGUUCUGUAAAAUAUGUAAUAUAAAGAAAUCGCAUAAAAAUGCGCUAGACGUAAUAUGAUUUUUUUUAGCAGUAAGCAUUGUGCAGCCAUUUGAAAUGGCCGAUUGUACUAAGAUUGAAAAAAAAAACAAUUAAUAUGUUAUAAAACGACUAUUCUGUAGUACGGUUUUGUAUGUUAUUAUGGAAAUAGUAAUUAUGUUAGCCGUAAUCAUUAAACAAUUUAUUGAUGAUUAAUUUGUAAUCUACAAUUUGUUAGGCUGUGCGAAUCUGGUAGUCUGUUGUGAGAUGUGUGGUUUAAGGAAA